Ornithodoros turicata is the source of this 1760-nucleotide messenger RNA. RefSeq names its product tRNA dimethylallyltransferase-like. Gene Ontology annotation, molecular function: zinc ion binding; nucleic acid binding; tRNA dimethylallyltransferase activity. NCBI's taxonomy places the organism in Eukaryota, Metazoa, Arthropoda, Arachnida, Ixodida, Argasidae. The record is from RefSeq and is a predicted model, not a curated record. Gene Ontology annotation, biological process: tRNA modification. The transcript is spliced from 11 exons. Gene Ontology annotation, cellular component: mitochondrion. The coding region runs from base 214 to 1671 and encodes 485 amino acids.
UGCUUACGCACUUGUUUGGUGCAAGGUACAGUAAAUACUGCCACCGUCGCGGUGUCUAUGAUGGAGAAAAUACCCCCGCUCUGAGGUGUUCGUGCGUCCCCGUUGGAGAAGAGAACAUAUUGACAGCCCACGGGGCGCACGCCGAUAUGACAGCAUCGGCGUGACGCCGCCGCCGCCGGGCCUUCAACGUGCUCUACGCCGCCGCCGAAAAAAAUGCCCACGGCGCACACCUCUACUCUACAUAUGACUUCAUGUUCAAAGAUGGCGGCUACGAGUGCUGUGAAGUCGCUGCGAAAUCUGCCGUAUAUUGUUGUUUUAGGUGCUACAGGAACUGGAAAGUCUAAACUGGCUAUUGAGAUUGCAUCGGCAUUUAAUGGUGAAAUUAUCAGUGCUGAUUCUAUGCAGGUGUACAAAUCACUCGAUAUUACAACUAAUAAAGUGACAGCUUCGGAGAGAGCCGCCGUGCCACAUCACAUGCUCGACUUUCUAGAUCCACUGAGCUCCUUCACAGUGGUUGACUUCCGAAACGGAGCGCUCCAAGUCAUAAAAAAUUUGACGAAUCAGGGAAAGCUGCCCGUUAUCGUAGGUGGAACCAAUUACUACAUCGAAUCCUUGCUGUGGAGUGUACUAGUCAACCCUGAGGCGUUGCCACAAGACCAACUUGCUUCACAGAGAAACGAAAUUUCCGUAUCCAAAAUAAUCAACUCAUUCCUUACUCACAAUGACUGUAUAAACCAAGCCGACGAAGCUUCUCUCAAGUCAUUCCUGUCCAGAGCUGGACAGAACAAAAGCUCCGAACUCUCUACCGAGGACCUUUAUCAAUGCUUGAAACUCGUCGACCCACUCAGGGCGGGAAAGAUUCACCCCAAGGAUAGAAGAAAAAUCGAAAGGAGUCUUCAAGUAUACCAGACCCAUAUGCAACCUCACAGCAAAUUUAUUGAAGAACAGCAAACCCUUAGUGGGGGCAGUUCGCUCGGAGGCCCACUACGAAAUCCGAGGACGUGCAUACUGUGGCUGCAAUGUGACCAAAAAGUGUUGGAUGACCGCCUGGACUCUAGGGUGGAUGACAUGAUUGCCCAGGGUCUUCUUAAGGAAAUGCAAGAUUUUCAUAGUGACUACAACGCAAAUAGGAUAGCUAAUAAUGUUAAACCCGACUAUACGACGGGCAUCUUCCAGUCCAUCGGCUUCAAGGAAUUUCACAGAUACCUUAUGAUGAAGGAAGAGGACCAGAAGUCUGAGGCAGGAGAGAAGCUCUUCAAAGAGUGUUUGUGGCUGAUGAAACAAGUCACAAAAAGGUACUCGAGGUACCAAAAGAAGUGGAUUAUGCGUCGUUUUCUUGGCACCCCUGACAGAGACGUUCCGCCGCUCUACGGUCUCGAAGCAACGGACGUUUUGCAAUGGGACGAAAACGUCAAGAAACCCGCGUUAGCAAUUGUUCAGGAUUAUCUUGAGGGUAGAGAACCUAUCCACGCACCUCUUCCAUCAAUAGGUGGCAACGAGAAUGUACACAAGUUGUUCACCUGUGACGUCUGCAAUGUUACAGCUCUCGGGAGCAUAGUGUGGCAGACACAUUUACAGUCAAGGAAACACUAUAAGAUGACAAAGAGAUUGCGUGAACAGCAGCAAGCAGCGAAUAUGUCAGUAGAUCAACACCAGAAGAUUGCAUCAUAGCUGCUCCUUUAUACAUUUCAGGUCUACAGCAUUGGAAAGCACCUCCGAUGCUCCAGAAAGUAUUUGUAAUAAAUCGUGACCUUAUCGUA